GUAUGGUAAGUUGACAGUGGGCAAGUACAUUUUAUAAAGUGAGAAGUGAAUUCACAUUUAAAAUUCAAUACAUAUAUAUAGUUUCAUGAUCUUUAGCAAAAAUGAUGUUACCCAUUUUUUUUCUUGUGAAUUAUAUUAUACUAAUAAAAUUAUUUAUUGUUUAUUUUUUUCUUUCUCUUUCAGGAAAAGCUGUGAGCAUAAGAAUUUAUUAUUUGCUUGUAUGCUCUAUAGCAUCUGUGGAAGAAAAAGAGUGAAUGUCAUCUUCUAUACACCGAUACGGGCGAAUUUUCAUGGAAGUGAGCCCUCUACGUUUAUUAUUACACGCUGGGGGGCGGUAAGCACUAAAUAGGUACCAAUCCUGCAGCUAAUCAUGAAUAUUCAUUAGCUUCCUCGAAGUGCGCGCACACAAUCUUUCGAGCGCGCGCUUUUUUAUUUACUCCGUAGUACUAGCUAGCUGCCCAGACCCCAGCGCAUGCCCAGCGUAUACGGAGCCGGUGUCUGUAUGCUUUGCCAAAGCUUGGCCGGCAAGGCAGUUACUACUACUACUAGUACAAGUUAAAGCACGAAGACUGGACGAAACCUGAAAUUGAAAAUCAAAAUGGCCCAUCCAGGGAAGUCCUCUAAAACUCCUUCAGCUCUGACUAAUAAUGGCAAGCCUUGGACAGAUAUCUGGAACCAAGUGGAUGAUGAUGAUUUCACUGGCUGGGUGACUAACUGGGACGAAGCUCAGCAAGUCCGACAAAAAUUCGAAAACUCCUCUUCCCUCAGAUUUGUAGGCCAUAAAAAGUCAAAGAAUUUUGACCUUUUUCAGGGUGAAGAGACCAACCAGUCAUAUGACAGUGAUCAUGCAGGACAUGCAGCAAGGGAUCUUCAUGGCCAAGGUGAUGGAACAGAUGGUAGUGAUGAAGAUGAAAUGGAAAUCGAUGAAGAAAUUGACAAUCAUGAUGUAGUAAAUGAUGAUGAUGGGAGUGAUGAUAAUGACAGGGAUGAAAAUGAAGCCCCUCCCAUACCAGGGCAGCGAAGAAUGCCCAAUGCACCAGAGGGUUGGUCAAAUGAUCUUCCUGAUAUCAAUGUCAGAGCAUACACAGAACAGGUGGGUCCUAAAUGUAACUUAGCUUAUGAUGCUCCAGAACUUGACUAUCUAAUGUGUCUGAUUGGAGAUGAUUUCUUUGAAAUGAUAGCCAGGAACACCAACAUCAAUGCUGCAAGUAAAAGACCCCCAGUAGAACCAGAUGACAGAGAUGAAUUUGCGUGUUCAGAUCCUGCAUGGACCCCAACCAAUAAGGACGAGAUAAAGGCGUUUAUUUCCAUCAAUAUUCUUAUGGGAAUAAAUCACACAUCAGAAUAUCAGGACUGCUGGUCCAAUGAUCCUGCGCUGAGAAAUGAAUUUGUUUCCAGUUUGAUGACAAAGAACCGUUAUGAAAAACUCAGCCAGUAUCUACAUUGCAGCAAUGUUCGCCAACCAGUUGAAGAGAAUGAUAAAGUUCAUAAAGUCAGCAACUUUAUAAAAACACUUCAAAGAAAUUUCCCACUGAUGUUUGUGCCUGGCCAAUCUCUGUCAGUUGAUGAGGCAAUGAUCAAGUUCAACGGCAGAUUAUCUUGGAAGCAGUACAUGCCCCCAAAACCAACGAAAUGGGGAAUAAAACUAUGGUGUCUCUGUGACUCUGUAACAGGAUACUGCCUGGCAUUCCAAGUCUAUACUGGGAGAGCAGUAAAUCAACAAGAAGUCCAAACAUUUGGAUUAGGAUACACUGUAGUGAUGGGGCUAAUGAGAGAGUUCCUUUUACAGAACCACAUUGUGUAUGCAGAUAACUUUUUCUCCUCUAUUCCACUGGUCGAAGAUCUUCUACAGGCAGACACAUGUUAUUGCGGAACGCUCAGAAAGGAUCGUGUUGGAGUUCCUCGAGCAUUAUCAGAAGUGAAACUUGACAAGUAUGACAAUGUGAAGUGGGCCAAGGACCAAGUAAUGCUCACAAAAUGGAAAGACAAGCGAGAUUUUUACACCAUUUCAACUAGCAAUGAUGGGAGCGAUAUUCACAAACCACGAACACGAUUUCAACAGAGGAAUAUUAUCACAAUUCCUUCUGUGAUUGCAGAAUACAAUGCACAGAUGGGAGGUGUUGAUCAUGCCGACCAGUUGCGCAGCUACUACAACGUGGGAAGAACUGGGAGAUGGUGGAAAUAUCUCUUUUGGGGACUUCUAAAUGUAGCCAUCAUCAAUGCAUACAUCCUGUGGGAAGUUUCUUCUCGACCACAUCCAAGAAACAGAAGGAGUUGGUCCCUGAAGUCGUUCAAAAUGGCCCUUGUCCACCAACUUGGGGAUGGCUUCUCAUCACUAAAGCACAGAGCAAGUUCAGAUGGAGAUCGUCCAAUAGAGAAGAUCGUAGCAAGAGAACCAGUUCCAGGUCACAGUCUGGUUGCUUUUGCAGAGAGGAAGAAAGUUUGCCGGCAGUGCAAGAAAGUGGGCAGGAAAGCUCCAUGUGGUGAUAGCAUACAAACCAAAUUUGGAUGAAAUGGGUGUAGAGUAAACCUGUGUCGGGAACGUUGUUUCAAUGAGUGGCAUAAUAUUUAGAAGGCUGUGGUACGUGUUCUUGAGAGAAUUGUUGAACUCAUUGAAAACAUGAAUACAUUUCAUAUACAGGAUACACUUUGAGAAGUAGAAGAACAUUUUGGUGUUCAAGUUUAUUUACAAGGUAACUACUCCAAGGUAAAUUGAUUUAUCAUUACCGGUAUUCUUAUCAUGAUUUUUUAAUGUUCAUUCAUACACACGUGUCAUUGUUAUCUUUAUGACUACUAUCAUCAUCACCACUAUCAGGUUAUGUGUGAAAAUAACUUUUUUUACUUUAUAUUUGUUCUUACA
Molecule: messenger RNA, 2860 nt
Organism: Lytechinus variegatus (green sea urchin)
Lineage: Eukaryota; Metazoa; Echinodermata; Echinoidea; Temnopleuroida; Toxopneustidae
Product: piggyBac transposable element-derived protein 4-like
Exons: 1
Coding region: 599-2512 (637 amino acids)
Source: RefSeq, a predicted model, not a curated record